CAAGCUCCACCUACACCCACAGCUUCUCCUCCUCCAGUUAACACCCAAACGCCACCGGCUCAGCCACCCCCCACAGUUUCAUCCCCACCUCCUGUAGUAACUUCUCCACCACCAGCACCUCCUACUCCUACUGCUUCUCCUCCUCCACCAGUGAACUCUCCACCUCCUCCGGCAGCACCUUCACCUGCGCCACUUGCAUCAACUCCUGCUCCAGCUCCUGCGAAGAAAUUGACUUCUCCAGCACCAUCUCCUUUAGGAUUUAGUCCUCCCGCUGGAGCACCAGCCCUAGCCCCGAGUCUUGGAGCUUUAUCUCCUGCCCCUUCAGCUACUGAUCAGAGUGGAGUGGAGGGCCUGAAGAUGUCAACAAUUGUUGUGAAAAGCUUGGUCUUAGGAUGGGGUCUACUCUGCUUUCUAAUGUAGAGCUCUCUUUUCAUCCUGCAUCAUUUGUUUUAGUUUGCCUCUAUAUGUAUGAAUUGCUAUCUCUUUAUUUAGCUUAGGAUGAUGAUGAUGAUGGCCCAUUUCCUUGCCUGUACUUGGAUUAUAUAUUCACUUUGAUUUUUUUGGAGGAUCUUGUUAAGGGGAGCUUAAUUUUUGUAUUUUGAGAGGAUUGUAUUUUAAUUGAAGUUUCUAUAUAUUGUUUUA
Molecule: messenger RNA, 642 nt
Organism: Solanum verrucosum
Lineage: Eukaryota; Viridiplantae; Streptophyta; Magnoliopsida; Solanales; Solanaceae
Product: classical arabinogalactan protein 9-like
Exons: 2
Cellular component (GO): plasma membrane
Source: RefSeq, a predicted model, not a curated record